AUGUCUACGGACGCUGAGAUGGCCGUCUUUGGGGAGGCAGCUCCCUACCUCCGGAAGUCAGAAAAGGAGAGAAUCGAGGCCCAGAACAAGCCUUUUGAUGCCAAGUCAUCAGUCUUUGUGGUGCAUGCUAAGGAAUCCUUUGUGAAAGGGACAAUCCAGAGCAGGGAAGGAGGGAAGGUCACUGUCAAGACUGAAGGUGGAGAAACUCUGACCGUGAAGGAAGACCAAGUCUUCUCCAUGAACCCUCCCAAGUACGACAAAAUCGAGGACAUGGCCAUGAUGACCCACCUCCACGAACCCGCUGUGCUGUAUAACCUCAAAGAGCGUUAUGCAGCCUGGAUGAUCUAC
Molecule: messenger RNA, 348 nt
Organism: Tinamus guttatus (white-throated tinamou)
Lineage: Eukaryota; Metazoa; Chordata; Aves; Tinamiformes; Tinamidae
Source: RefSeq, a predicted model, not a curated record